Molecule: messenger RNA, 3430 nt
Organism: Diachasma alloeum
Lineage: Eukaryota; Metazoa; Arthropoda; Insecta; Hymenoptera; Braconidae
Gene: EndoA
Product: endophilin-A
Exons: 13
Coding region: 327-1514 (395 amino acids)
Biological process (GO): synaptic vesicle uncoating
Cellular component (GO): glutamatergic synapse; presynapse; cytoplasm
Molecular function (GO): protein binding
Source: RefSeq, a predicted model, not a curated record
CCAACCCCCAGACACUGUCUCCUGUCAAUCGGUUCACCACGCGGACUAGACCUUACUCCAAACUAUCCUCGUUACCCUUCUCUCUUUUUUUUUAAUCGCGCUUUGUCGGUCUGUUUGUUUCGUAGGUUUAACUGGGUAAAUCGAUAAUCUCAGAAAAAGUGGUUAAUACUUUUGGAGUUGUGAAAUAUUCAGGGAGAGGAAGAGGGGACCUUCUGUGGUUUUUUUGUAAAAUUGGGGGGCUUUUGGGCUGUGGAAACUCACCAGUUUGAGGAUUCAGAUCGAGAGAUCGGUAAUUGAACACCUCAGAAGAAAAACCACCAAUCAAGAUGGCGUUCGCAGGAUUAAAAAAACAGAUAAACAAAGCCAACCAGUACAUGACAGAGAAGAUGGGCGGCGCAGAAGGCACAAAGCUCGAUGUGGACUUCGUGGACAUGGAGAGAAAAACUGACGUAACAGUUGAACUCGUCGAAGAGCUGCAGAUGAAGACCAAGGAAUUUCUCCAGCCAAAUCCAACGGCAAGAGCCAAAAUGGCUGCGGUCAAGGGAAUUAGCAAGCUAAGCGGUCAGGCAAAGGCCUCUACUUAUCCACAGCCCGAGGGAGUUCUCGGUGACUGUAUGCUUCUAUAUGGAAAGAAGAUGGGAGAGGACAGUAUAUUCGCCCAAGCUUUGAUAGAAAUGGGCGAAGCGAUGAAGCAGAUGGCCGACGUGAAGUAUUCCCUUGACGACAACAUAAAGCAAAACUUUUUGGAACCGCUGCACCAUCUGCAGACCAAGGAUCUCAAAGAAGUGAUGCAUCAUCGGAAGAAACUUCAAGGCCGUCGCUUGGACUUCGACUGCAAACGGAGACGUCAAGCGAAAGGUUCUCACGUUUCAGACGAUGAAAUACGACAGGCUGAGGAGAAAUUCGCUGAGAGCCUUCAUCUUGCACAGAUGGGAAUGUUUAAUUUACUGGAGAACGAUAACGAGGUCGAACAAGUGGCUCAGCUGGCAACCUUCAGCGAGGCUCUCCUUGAGUAUCAUCAACAGUGCACUGAGGUACUGAAAGUGUUGACUGAGACCCUCUUAGAAAAGAAAGAUGAAGCAGCAAAUAGACCAAAGCUGGAAUUCGUCCCGAAGACACUGGCCGAUCUGAAUGUCGAGGGAUUGCCACUCGACCAUAUGAACGGUGGGAACUUCUUUCUGCACGGGUCAAGUCGUUCUGGUUCUCCGGUCCCGAGUGAGAACAAGCGCUCACAGCUCGAGCUGUUUCCGGCUGGUAAUCCGCCGACAUCUACCAAUGCAUCACCAUUACCAUCACCGAGCAAAUCACCAGCGAGAACACCGAUGCCUAAACAGCCCUGUUGCACAGCUCUUUAUGAUUUCGAGCCUGAAAAUCCUGGGGAACUUGGAUUCAAGGAGAACGAAACAAUCACCCUGAUCCAGAAGAUCGAUGAUAAUUGGUACGAGGGAAGUGUCAACGGGCGAACUGGCUACUUCCCAGUCAGUUACGUCCAGGUGAUACAACCGUUGCCAUAAGCUCAUCAUUAACAAACGUGCAAUGCCAAAGAUCCUGCAUUCGUUUAAUUCGCAUAUGAAUCAUCAGUUUGAAGAAAUAACGAGGAGAAGAAUAAUUGAUUAAUCUAAUAAGAAUGAUGAAAGGAAGGAUAAAUGCUCUCCUGUAGCCUAAAUAUUCUACCAGACACAAUUUCAAGUUUUAUGGUUUUAAAAAGAAAAAGCUUAAACCAAUUUUACCCUCGUUUAAGCCGCAAGUAUUCAAGAAAACAACAAAAAAAUUAUAUGAAACAAUUAUAUCUGGAGAUUAUAUACCCUCCCAAACGCGUUACUACCCGACCCAAUAAUCUUCUCCCAGUCCAACAAUAUACGCAUGUUAAUGUACAUAUUAUAUAUAUGAAAAUGUUAUAGUGUCUUUUACUGGAGCAAAGAAUACCCUUUAAAGGUACAGCGAGAUCGUAAUUAUCGUGAAGGGAACAGAAAAUUUGUUAUUGAGAUUUUUUGAUGAAUUUUUCCGAAGGGUUUUACACUUGAAGAUAUUUUUCUUUCAAUUACCGUUUUGAUUGAAAAUUAUGGGAUUUGAAGUUUUUGUUGGGUUGAGGGUAUGCAGGUGGGACAGCCUCUGCCAGACACCUGAGGGAUUUUUUAAUGCAAACAAUAUCAGAUUAUACUUGACUGGGAAUGUUCAAUUGAAUUAAUAUUAAUUGUGAAUCAUUGGUAUCGUUGAAUGUUAAUGGAAAUUUAAUCUACAGAAUUUUUUUUACUCACUUUCUCCGUCAGAUUAUUGUCAUUUGGAAAAAAACAGCCAGACAAGCAUUUAAUUCAUGCAUAAAUAAUGUUCCAACGAGGGAAAUGAACCCAGUUACAUUUAAAUUAGAUGAGGAUUGCCCUCAGAAAACAUUUGUAGAUCUUCCCCCAUUUUGUUGAGAAUUUGACGUACUGCGCAUGCGCAAUCUGCGCGGAAAUCUGUGCAGUAGUGUCAAUAGUGAAUCGACUCAAUGUAGCCGUUCAGGAACGUAAAGAUGUUUAGAAGGGAAUUUAAUUCCAUCAUCUGACGGAGGAUUUUCCAAAACGGAAUUUCGAGUGACAUUUAAUUCAUUGAGUCGAUGACUUUCUGUUAUUAUUUGCGGCUAAACCUCAGUUAAGUAAAAUCUGUGUUUUUUAGAGCAGCAAAUAGUCUCAAAAAUGCUUUCCCACUUGGAUCUCUUCAACUGAUUUGUCAGAGGGUAAAAGGGUGAGAAUUUCAAUGGAUCAUCGUGCUAAUUUAGCUGAUUAAUUGAUUAAUUCCAAUGAAAAAGACAUGUUUUGAGGCUUGGAAAAUAAUGUAACUCAUUGGAGUGAGGAAAAAAAUUACAUUCAUUAAAUUCUCAUUAAUUUUAGUGAUCCCUCGAGAUGAAAAUAUUCAUUGUACUUUGUUUAUAAUUUCCUCUGCAAUGAAUUUGCAAUGAUCAUCUUCAUUUUUCCUUCCUCACUCCAUUUAUCUAUAAAAACUAGUUCUACUGAGUAGUGAGUUUGUAUAUUUUGUGGCAAAAUGGCCGUAAGUGAUUUUGAUUUAUUCAUUCCCUAGUAAAGAAAUGCAGGAAAAAUCUCCAGUUUUGGUAGAUCAUUUCGUUUAGAAGAAUUGUAGUUUGUAAAAUAUAAUUAUAUAUUAAUUAGCCAUUUAGUUUUCUAGCCAACGCCAAGGAUCUCUUCCACAGUUUAAGCCCCCUGCCCAUUUUAUUCAGUAAUUAUUAUUAAUUAAGUUUUCUUUUUUGUUAAUUCACUGGAUCAUUGACAUUUUUGUAUACACUCAUUGUCGCAUGCCUUCAUUUAUUUUGUUUUAAUGUAUUAAUGGUUAUUGAGCCUUAGUUAAUCAGCGGUUUAGUGAUGUUUCAAUUAAUGAAUUAGUUGUCUAGAGUGCGAGUAAAUUCUUGACAUUAAAGGCAGAAUGAAGAAAAUAA